CACUGCGCCGUUGAGCGACUAACCUUGAAAAGUAUGGGACCACACGAGACGUUGCCAGGAGUGGCCGGCCCCGGAGCGCCCGUUCUGCCGAGAAUAUCACCGCUGUAGCCGAGGACGUCGAAAUGAGCCACGAAACAUCGAUCAGCCGGGGCGGUCCCUGCAACGAAUUUUGGUGAAAGAUUUGAACAUGUUCGCCUACAAAGUUCAGUCCGUACAUCAGCUGCUGCCUGCUCACCACCAAACGCGCGUAACUUAUGCCCAAGCUAUCCUCAAUUUCGACACCGAAGUGGACGAUUUUUCGACCAAAAUCCAAAUGAGCGAUGAGGCUCAUUUUCACCUCAGCGGAGAUGGAAUUGGAGAUGGUCAGCUUAAUUUAUGUAGUCAAUACGAGAUACCACAAUUCGAAGCUAUUUUCGGAAAUCGUGUAAAGAUCACCUUCAUAAUAGUUCAGAAGCGUAUCAACACCCGUUUUUUUUUGCUGAAGAACAACGCGACCAGGACCACUUUACAAACAAUUAGAAAGCUGACUGAUGGUGAACUGUUAGAAGAUUUGGCUGCAACUUAUGAAAUGAGACCUAAUGUGCUGCACCGAAAUAGGGCCAGGGUUAUAAAAACCAGGUUCAAAAGAAAUCACCCUAUUUUUUGCAUAACAAUUCGUCCGUGGUGUUGGCGCAGUGCGUAUUCCGUCGCCGAUUUCCCGGCCGUUCGACACCAACUGCGCAAACACUGCGCCGUUGAGCGACUAACCUUGAAAAGUAUGGGACCACACGAGACGUUGCCAGGAGUGGCCGGCCCCGGAGCGCCCGUUCUGCCGAGAAUAUCACCGCUGUAGCCGAGGACGUCGAAAUGAGCCACGAAACAUCGAUCAGCCGGGGCGGUCCCUGCAACGAAUUUUGGUGAAAGAUUUGAACAUGUUCGCCUACAAAGUUCAGUCCGUACAUCAGCUGCUGCCUGCUCACCACCAAACGCGCGUAACUUAUGCCCAAGCUAUCCUCAAUUUCGACACCGAAGUGGACGAUUUUUCGACCAAAAUCCAAAUGAGCGAUGAGGCUCAUUUUCACCUCAGCGGAAAACUGGAAACAAUUUUGAUAAUCCGUUGCCUGGUACAGUUGUUGAUAAAUUUAUAACCAG
Drosophila willistoni is the source of this 1131-nucleotide messenger RNA. RefSeq lists its product as uncharacterized. The record is from RefSeq and is a predicted model, not a curated record. The coding region runs from base 188 to 832 and encodes 214 amino acids. Lineage: Eukaryota; Metazoa; Arthropoda; Insecta; Diptera; Drosophilidae. The transcript has 4 exons. Gene Ontology annotation, molecular function: nucleic acid binding.